Messenger RNA from Dromiciops gliroides (monito del monte), 9684 nucleotides. It is a transcript of the gene ERCC6, whose product is annotated as ERCC excision repair 6, chromatin remodeling factor. Gene Ontology annotation, cellular component: nucleus. Gene Ontology annotation, biological process: transcription-coupled nucleotide-excision repair. The record is from RefSeq and is a predicted model, not a curated record. Lineage: Eukaryota; Metazoa; Chordata; Mammalia; Microbiotheria; Microbiotheriidae. Gene Ontology annotation, molecular function: ATP-dependent chromatin remodeler activity; ATP binding.
GUGGCAGCGACGACAGCGGCGGCCGCUCCAGCUCCUUCAUCCGGGUCUCCUGGGCUCCCAUAUUCUGCAGAGGAUGCCAAACGAGACUACUCAACACUCAAGUCAAACUCAAGAGAAAGAUGAUUCAAAUAGCCAGUUUUUCAGCAAUGCUGAAGAAACAGCCUUCAGUCUGGAAAAUGGUGGAACUCUUGAUAAAAUGGAAGAAAGUUUCACCUCUUCUGCUUGUAAUAAUAGGCCAUCCACUUCUUCAGUGGUUGGUAUGUUCGAAGUCCCAAGGAAAGGACAGCCCCUGUUGCAUAUAAACAGACAGCAGAUUCAGUCUGUGGAGCACAGUGCACAGGCAGUUGAACUCAAAGGUUUGGGAGUUGAUGUAUAUGACCAAGAUGUGUUAGAGCAAGGAGUGCUUCAACAGGUAGAUAAUGCAAUUAAUGAAGCUAACAGGGCAGCUCAAAUAGCUGAAGCAGAAAAAGAAUACCAUUCAGUUUUAGAUGAUCUCAGGUCAUGUACAACAUCUCUAAAGCAAAUUAAUACAAUUAUUGAUCAUCUUAGUCCUCAAGCUGUCAACAACAAAGACAUCAACAGGAAACUAGAUUCUGUAAAGAGACAGAAAUGUAACAAGGAAAAACAACUAAAGAAGAUUACAGCCAAACAAAAACGUCUUCAAGCCAUCCUUGGUGGAACAGAGAGAGAUAUUGAAGCAAGUCUUGUGGAUUUAGAAGAGGAUGAAGAGCCUGGGCCAUCAUCUCUUGGGAGUAUGCUCAUGCCAGUUCAGGAAACUGAAUGGGAAGAGCUCAUUCGGACUGGCGAGAUGACCCCUUUUGGCACACAGAUCCCUCAGAAUCAAGAGAAAAAACCUAGAAAAUUAAUGCUUAAUGAAGCAUCAGGCUUUGAAAAAUAUUUGGCAGAUCAGGCACAAUUAUCAUUUGAAAGGAAGAAACUGUGCAUACAGAAAAAAAAGAAGAAAAUUCAGACUUCAGUUGACUCAAAUGUGGUUCCAACUUCAGAUAAAAAAGAAAAGAACAGGACCAGUGGGAAGCAGCUAAAAACAGAUAAACGUUUGAAAAAACAUAUUAAGAAACUCCAAAGGAGGGCUGUUCAGUUUCAGGGUAAAGUAGGAUUUCUAAAGGAAAAGAAGCCAAAGUAUGAUGAAGGAGAUGAAAGUGAAGAUUCAGAGUAUAUCCCUGAUGAUGAACUUCUCUACACUGAAGAGGAGGAGGAGGAGGAGGAGGAAAUGGCGCUCCGUGCUACAAAUAGACGUGAUCAUAAGCUGGAGUUGUCAUCUAAGCACAGGAAGCAGCAGAAUAAAAUUCCAACAGAGCAAGUUGAUGAUGACUAUCUUCCCAGUUCUGGAGAAGAAGAACCCAUAGGAAGAAAUGGCAAAAUCAAGAGAUGCCGAGAUGAUGGAGAUGAAGAUUAUUAUAAACAGCGGUUAAGGAGGUGGAAUAAACAGAGAUUGGAGGACAAAGAGCAACGUAGAAAGGCUGAAGAAGAAUCUGAGGAAAGCGAUGCUGAAUUUGAUGAAGGUUUUAGAGUGCCAGGUUUUUUGUUCAAAAAGCUUUUUAAGUACCAGCAGACAGGUGUUAGGUGGCUGUGGGAAUUGCACUGCCAGCAGGCAGGAGGAAUUCUGGGAGAUGAGAUGGGAUUGGGCAAGACCAUCCAGAUAAUUGCCUUCUUGGCAGGUCUGAGCUACAGCAAGAUCAGGACUCGUGGUUCAAAUUACAGAUUUGAGGGAUUGGGUCCAACUGUAAUUGUGUGUCCAACAACUGUAAUGCAUCAGUGGGUGAGAGAAUUUCACACUUGGUGGCCUCCAUUUAGAGUUGCAAUUUUACAUGAAACUGGAUCAUAUACAAACAAAAAGGUGAAACUCAUUCGAGAAAUUGCAAGAUGUCAUGGAAUUUUGAUUACUUCAUAUUCGUACAUUCGAUUGAUGCAAGAUAAUAUUAACAAUCAUGAUUGGCAUUAUGUAAUCUUGGAUGAGGGACACAAAAUCCGAAACCCAAAUGCUGCAGUUACACUUGCUUGCAAACAGUUUCGUACUCCUCAUCGGAUUAUCUUGUCUGGUUCUCCUAUGCAAAAUAACCUCAAAGAAUUAUGGUCUCUCUUUGACUUUGUCUUCCCGGGAAAAUUGGGAACAUUGCCAGUGUUCAUGGAACAAUUUUCUGUUCCAAUUACCAUGGGAGGGUAUUCAAAUGCUUCUCCUGUACAGGUUAAAACUGCUUAUAAAUGUGCGUGUGUUUUACGAGAUACCAUAAAUCCAUACCUACUGCGUAGAAUGAAGUCAGAUGUAAAAAUGAGCCUUUCAUUGCCAGAUAAAAAUGAACAGGUCUUAUUUUGCCGCUUGACAGAUGAGCAACGUAAAGUAUAUCAAAACUUCAUAGAUUCCAAAGAAGUCUACAGGAUUCUUAAUGGAGAAAUGCAGGUUUUUUCAGGACUUGUAGCAUUACGAAAAAUAUGUAACCACCCUGAUCUCUUCUCUGGAGGUCCCAAGAUUAUCAAAGGUAUUCCAGAGGAUGAAUUAGAGGAAGCUGACCAGUUUGGCUACUGGAAACGCUCUGGAAAAAUGAUAGUGGUUGAAUCUUUUGCUAAAAUAUGGCACAAGCAGGGUCAUCGAGUGUUAUUGUUUUCUCAGUCAAGACAGAUGCUACAUCUACUUGAAGUAUUUCUUAGAGCAAGAGAAUAUUCCUAUCUCAAGAUGGAUGGUACUACAACAAUAGCUUCGAGACAGCCUCUUAUCACAAAAUAUAAUGAGGACACUUCCAUAUUUGUAUUUCUUCUUACCACUCGUGUGGGUGGUAUAGGAGUCAACUUGACAGGAGCAAACAGAGUUAUUAUCUAUGACCCUGACUGGAAUCCCAGCACAGACACACAGGCCCGAGAGCGUGCUUGGAGAAUAGGCCAGAAGAGACAAGUGACUGUUUAUAGGCUCCUUACUGCAGGUACCAUUGAAGAAAAGAUUUAUCACAGGCAAAUCUUCAAGCAGUUUUUAACAAACAGAAUACUGAAAGAUCCCAAACAAAGACGUUUUUUCAAGUCCAACGAUCUUUAUGAGCUGUUUACUCUCAGUAGUCCUGAUGAAUCUCAAAGCACUGAAACUAGUGCUAUUUUUGCAGGAACUGGUUCAGAUGUUCAAGCACCUAAACAUAAUUUGAAAAGAAAAUUUCAAAACUCCUCUCCUGUUGCUGACAGAGAAGGUGUGCACCAGGCAGAUGUUUUUCCACAAUGCAGCACAUUGUCUGAUGCAUCUCAAGGAAAAGAUAAAGAUAAAGGAACAGAUGUAAAUUUUAACCAAAGUAGCCUCUCAGUGGAGAGUGUUAAAGCUCAUCUUAUAGAAGAUAAAUGUGCACAUACAAAUGCAUUUUCCACAUCAGAUGAACCAUCAAAGACUGUCAUGAUUUUAGGGAAUGGGGAAAAUUUAAACUCUUUGUGUGUCACUGAAAACUUCAAGACAGUUGGUGAUGAAGGUUUAGAUACAAAGCAAGACCUUCCUUGUGAAAGAAGCUCACAGGCCAAACCAGAUCACAGCCUUGAGAGGGAGCAGGCUGAGAACUGCUUCUGUAAACACAAGUCAAAAACAAAGCAUCAUCUUGUGGAAGGAAAGGAGACUCUACAGCACAAAGGCAGAAGCAGAACUCUAAAAUGUCCAAAGUUCAAAGAUGCCAAGUUUGAAGGAACACGCAUCCCACACCUGGUUAAGCAAAAACAGUCGAAGCAUGAGGAGGAGAAAGAGGAGAAUGAGCAAAAAAACGAUGAUUACGUUCUGGAAAAACUUUUCAAAAGAUCAGGAGUUCACAGUGUCAUGAAACACGAUGCUAUUAUGGAGGCUUCCAGUCCGGAUUACGUGUUAGUGGAAGCAGAGGCAAAUCGAGUAGCCCAGGAUGCAUUGAAAGCACUGAAGAUGUCUCGUCAGCGGUGUUUGGGUGCUGUCUCUGGUGUGCCCACGUGGACAGGCAGUAAUGGUUUGUCAGGUGCACCAGCUGGAGGAAAGAGUAGAUUUGGGCAGAAAAGGAAUCCUAGCUUACCUGUUCCUUCUUCAAAGUCAGCAAAAGAGAAGUGUCAGGAUGCCGACCUAAAGAAAGAUGAAAAAAAUGCCAGUCGAACACUUAGUGGGAAAGUAGAAGAUGGAGAAUCUUCAUCUGGUGCUUUAGCUUCAUCAUCGCUGUUGGCUAAAAUGAGAACUAGAAACCAUCUUAUUUUGCCCCAGAGAACAGACAGUGAAAGUGUGAACCAUCAGCAGGCUUCUGCCCCACUCCCCACUGCAACAGAGCAUGAUGACCUUUUGGUAGAAAUGAGGAACUUCAUAGCCUUCCAGGCCCGCGUUGAUGGACAGGCAAGCACACAAGAAAUCCUGCAGGAAUUUGAAGCCAAGUUAUCCACAUCACAAUCUUGUGUAUUUCGAGAACUGCUGAGAAAUCUCUGCACGUUUCACAGAGGUUUGAAUGGAGAAGGUGUAUGGAAGCUGAAGCCUGAGUUCUGCUGACCAAGACUUUUAACGGCUCUUUUAUCAUUGAAAUUUGUGGAUGAAUCUUAUCUAACGUGUAUUGUAUAGAAUUCGAGAAAAUGAUGUGAACAGACUGCUUUAUAUUUAUUUACUUUAUAUUGAAUCUACCUCAAUUGCAGCAAGAAGAAAUUCUUAUCCAACUUUUAAACAGCUGUCAUGAUGCUGACUAAGAGUCAUGACGCUGACUAAAAAUUAUUUUUUAAAAAUUGCAAUAAUAACCGUAUAGCAGAGGGGCAGCAUGACGUAAUUGAAAUCAAGAAAAACUGGGUUCACCUCCUGCCUCUGGCCUUUAUUCCCUAUCAGACCCAGGAUCAUUCACUUAACCUCCGUGUUCCCAGCACUUCUCUACUAAGUUAAGUUGAGAUCUACUGAGGCAAAUUGGUGGAGAGAGUUCUAACGGUGGGAUCUCACGCUAAGAUCCAUGGAUGUCCUCAGGGAUCUAACGCUUCUCUGUAGAAGUUUCCUUGUUCUGGGAGCAUUUAUGAAAAAAUAUCAGGGAAAACAUCAUAGUUUAUUAUUUUGAAGCUCAUGAAGUAGAAUCUCAAGAACAUUAGGUGAUUUUUAUUAGUCUAAAAACUUUUUGUCACAUUUGGUCAGUCUUAUUUCACAAAUCAAAUAACUAAUAUAUGAUAGUAAUAAUUAUUUUGAUAUUAAGUUUUAGCAUUUUUUUGAAAUUUACCAUCAAGAAAAGUAAAUUUCUCCCCAAACCAUUUUAUUACUAGUCUUGUGAAUUGUUACUACUGUUUUUUCCCUUAGAUGAUGAACUAUUUUUAGUACUAUAGAAUGAAAGCUGUAGAUAAUACAUCAUAGUCCCUAAAAAGAGGUAGAAGAAAGUUGUCAAAAACUACACUUAUGACACAUUUGCAUCAAACAAGGAGAUUACCAAGUGAGUCUUUGGAAAUCGGGUUGGAAAGUCCUAAACCUUCAGGGGUUAAGCCAGGGUCUAGGCAAACGGAAUGAAGUGCAUAAGCCUUAUCUACCUUGUACCUAGAGGAUUGCUAUAAAAGCAAAAGUAUUCAGGGUCAUUGUCCUAGCUGGGGACCUUUUCAUCCAAAACUGUUCACACACAUGCAAAUUGUCUUCCUAGGCUCAUUUUAUUCUCUGUUCUUGCAGAGUUUGGGCAUCACAUCCAGUUAUGUCAUUCCCAUUUUGUAUAAACUCCAGUCUUAGGGUAAAGCUGACAGAUUCAGCCCUCUCUUCUAAUAAGAAAUGCUGCUGAGUUUUUAUCAUUGACUAGGAGAUAAAGUUCUCAUCUCUCUUCUGCUACUGAUCUGCUGUGACUUUGGGCAAGUCAUUAACAGGUCUUUUCCUCAGUUUGGCUAUCUGUGAACAUGGCAAUAAUAAUGCCUCGCAAAUUAAAGGGCUUAAUAAAGAUGAAAGGUGCUGAACGUGUUUGUUAGCAGUUUCGUAAUAGAAAGUUUGUACUUUGAUGAAAUCUCUUGAUUCUUCUUUUUUCUUUUGAAAAUCCAGCAAUGAAAUGUAUAUAGAUUUUAUUACAAGGUUUCUAUUGUGUCUUUUAUUUCACCUUUUGUAUUAAGCAUGUUCUGUAAUGAUGUUCAAAUACUUCAUUUUCUCCUUUCCCAGUUUUGACCCUGUACCCGAUCACUUCAACUUGACCUUGUCCUCUACACUCAGAUUCCUUGCCUAUUGCUGCCCAUGGUUUGUCAGACUCAAGCCCUGGCUUUAUCACCACCACUUCCUUUUUGGCUUCAGUUAACAUGCUGGAGGAAAUCUUGCAGCCACGUAGACCAGAAUCACUAUGGAUUUGUAUUAUCCAUUUCAACUUGGCCCAAGAUAUUCGUUUUACUCUUCCUUAAUUCAGUCACUCUUGCUUUAUCCAUAGCAGCUGUUUCAAACCUCUUCUUUCCUUGAGUCUUUCCUUCCACCUUAGGCAGGAGCUUAUUUCAUUCCUUACUGAGAAAAGAGGCCAUUUUCCAUGAGUUCCUUCCUUCUUUACUCUCUCGAAAUUCUUUGAUACAUCUCCUUCCUCCUCCUCUCUUUUUUAUUUAUACUCUGAUGAAGAUGUCAUUGUCCUUGCCUUCACCAAAGCCAAGCCCCUCACUUGUAACCUGGAUUUCCUCUCCCAUCUUCUCCACAGAUUGCCCUCCCAAUUGUCCUCUCUUUCUCAUCUUAACAGAGCUAGAGCCAGAGGAGACCACCAGGGCAUUUAGGCCAAGUUUAAGUGACUCACUUAAGGUCGGUCACACAGGAUUUGAGCCUAGGUCAUCUCAUUCCAAAGACAGUGUUCUUUCUAUUGUCUUUCCUGAUCUCCUGAUCCUUUCCUGCUACCUACAAACACAUCCAGGCCUUCCCACAUAUUAAGCUCUCAUGUGACCCAUAAGCUAUCAUCCCAUGAACCAGAUCCCUCUCUUGGCUAAAAUCUUAGAAAAAUUCAUUUCCUCCUCUUGCUUCCACUCCUCUCUCACUCAUUGCAGACUCUUUGCAGUCUGCCUUUUGACUUCAUUACUCAGCUCUCCUGGGUUACUGUUGCUUUCUUAGUUACCGCUUUUUUAGUUAGCUUCAGCAUUCGAAUCUACUGAGCAUUCUCUCCCACUGGAUUCUCUUUUCUCUGUUUUCAUGAUAAUACUCUUGGUUUUCUUUCCUACCUAUCUGAUCUGAGUUCCUUAUCAUUCAUGUUGUACCCCUCAGUGGGAGUGCACCUUAAGGCUCUGUCCUGGGCAUUUUUUAUCUCUUGGUGUUCUCAGCAUGUUCAAGACCAUUUAUUAUCUUUUUUUUUUUUUUUUAGGGAGGCAAUUAGGGUUAAGUGACUUGCCCAGGGUCACACAGCUAGUAAGUGUUAAGUGUCUGAGGCCAGAUUUGAACUCAGGUACUCCUGACUCCAUGGCUGGUGCUUUAUCCACUGCGCCACCUUGCUGCUCCCAUUUAUUAUCUUUUGCCAAAACCAGCCUCUCUCUCUAACUUCCCUGUUUCUAUUGAGGACAUGAUCACCCUCCUAGCCGUCCAGGUUCUCAGUCUCUCUUGACUCCUCACCAUCCCUCACCCAAUAUAUGCAGUCACUUGCUAAGUUUUGUUGAUUAUUUUCUGCCAUAUCUUUCACAUCCAUCCCCUUCUUUUCACUCAUAGGGUCAGAACCCCAAUUUGGACCCUUGUUACUUCUUGCCUCGACUACUGCAGUAGCUUCCCAACUGCUCUCCCUGCCUCAAGUUUAUCCCCUCUCUAAUCCCUCCUCCUUAGGGCUGCCAGAGUGAAAACCCUACAGCUCAGGUCUGACCUUGUCUGUUCCCUUAUCAAAAAACUACAAUGGCUCCCUGUGGCCUUGACGAUCAAAUAGCUCUCAGAACUCAGGCCCUUUACAACCCAGCUUCCCUCUUAUGUUUACUUCCUGCACGUUAUUUGCCUUUAUAUAGUCUGUAGUCCAGCUAAAUACUUCUUUGCUCUUCCUCACACAGGACACUCCAUCCUCUUGCCUCUGCGUUUGCACAGGCCUGCAUCUAUGCCUUGAAUGCACUCCGUCUUCAUCUCAGCUUCUUAGAAUUCCUGACUUCUUUUUCAGCUGAAGCCAAGCAUUGCCUCCUUCCUGAAGGAGGUCUUUCUUGAGGCUUCCCACUGCUUGUCAUUCCCUCUCCUGAAAUUAGCUUGUAUUUAUGUUUUGUAUUUGCUCGUCAGUGUAUAUGUUAUUUUAUCUUUAGAAUGUAAGCUCCUCUAGGGCAGGGACUGUUUCAUUUUUUUUUCUUUGUGCUCUAAAGACCUAGCAUGGUGUCCAGCACAUAAUAGGUGUUUAAUAAAAGCUUACUUAUUUCUUGGGAAAAUAGCUUAUAAAGGUAUUUGCUUGGGAAUAGCUUAAAGCCAUUAACACACAUUUUCCAUUUUUAGAUCCAAAGGGGUUAUUUUAAGACUAUGUUUUUUACGUAAGUAGAAACUUAUUUUCUACUUAUGUCUUUUUUUUUCCAGUUUCUCAGAAGUUGGGCUUUUUCUGUCACUAUGUAGCUUCACCCUCCCUAACUUCCCCUCCUCCAUUCCCAUCCCCACUAUGCAGCUUUUCCUAUGAAAUUAACAAAAAUUCAAGAUGGGGAGGGAAGAUACAGAUCAAGAAAACAAAUCUGCCUUGUGGUACAUUCAGUACUGUGGUUGCUGAUGGGAGCUGAAUAUUUGUCAGUAGCCACAAAAGUUGGUUCAGAAGUAUAGGAGUAUGUGUUUUCAGUCUGAAAAUAGCUCAGAUUUAAUUAUUUCAGAAUAAAGUUUUAUACAGAAGACACGGAUGCACCUUUUGCUAGUGAAUGCUAAUGGGCUAUAACCUUGAAAUUGCAUUAUUUAUGAUAGUCCUCACUUGAGAUGCAAACAGCCAAUUUCUAAUUUGAUGUCUGUUUGCUAAAGAACUUUUUGUUUCUUAUGUUUUUUAGUGACUAAAACUUACCAAUAGAUCAGUUAAAUUAUUGACCCUCAAUAAUCUUUUUAUAAUGUCUGGAAAGCAAGAUGGAGGUGCACUCAUUAUCUUGGCUACUGGCUACUUAGCUUUUCUAUGCUGGUUAGGGGACUGUAGGGGUCCUUCCUAGAGCAAUUUCGCACCCAAAAUCAGCCAGUAGGAGAGACAUCACAGGCUCUGGUUGAUUCACUUAACGUAUAUUAAGCACCUACUGUGACCUAUGCAAGGAAAAUACAAAGAUGAAAAGACAAAGACCACCCUGCUCAGAGAGCUUAAAAUACCACGGUAUUCACACAGAGGAAAGAUGGAUAGAAAAAGUGUUCUAACAUUAAGAUUGGCUAAUCAACUUUCCAUAACAGACAAAAUCUCUCACAAGUACUCUGCAUCUCCAAGAUCAACACAGACAGCCAUAUUUCUAUGGUGCCAAUUAUUGACAUUAAAUUCAAACUUCAGUAUGGAAGAUAUACUGGUGUGCAUGUUUUAUAACUAAACCCUAAACCCACUAGUUUUACAGACUACCCUUUUGUAUAUGUUGCUGGAUUUCAAGAGAUAGAGAAUAAAAUUCUUUAUUCACGAUUUGAUUGUUAUUUGUUAUGAUUUGCUUAGAAGAAAGAAGAGAUGAUACAUUAGCUUUAUCAUGUCUUCAGAAACUAUUGAUUUAGUUUGGACUUUUUGCUACCAUCAUUUUGCUUUUCCUGUGAAUUUUGAACUUUGUGUCUUUGAAAUAAUCUUUAAAUAACUGUCUAAGAAUAUAACAUGGGGGAUUGUAUUGUUUAUCAUGAAAACCAGCUGAGAAUUGUAG